GGCGGCCGGUUCCGCGUCUACAAGGAAAUUGUGCCCUUGACCCCUGAGCCGCCCCGGAGACGGAAUGCAGCGUAGUGGGCUCCUUGGAUACGGGCGCUACGGAUGACUGUACUCUAAAAGGGCCCCUAUUGGGCCCCACGGAGGGCUGCGACCCCGGCUCAGAGUGCAUAGUGUGUGGGUCAGGGCGUCCCCUUGCCUGGGUUGUACCCCACGGGCCUUCCAGUUCUGACUCGUGUGGUCCCGUGGAGAAUGACGGUCCUGAUCGGACAGACCUUACAGAACAUGAGGCCUGGGCUGGGGUCCACAGAGGGUGGAUGGAGGGCCUCCCGAAGGACCUAUGGGACCUAAUGGGACACCUAUGGGUCCCUAACUCAGUGGACCCCAUGGGACACCAGGGUCUGGGCUGGAGUCCACAGAAGAGGGUUCUUCCGACUCGUGGAGCCUCUUGGAAAGACAAGAUUCUCACCGAACAGACCAAAUAGGACAUGAGGGUUUGGGUUGAAGUGGCCUUGUGGGAGGCGGGGUUCUGACUUGCACAUCCCCUUGAAGUGACGGGAUCCUCAAGAAUAAAACAUGAAAUUCUUGGCUGAGGUCUGCGGAGGGCGGGGAUCCUGAUUGACUGGGAUCUUGGGGGUAACAGGGGACCUGAUUAGGCUAUUCCCACGGAGAAGAGACAGGGUCCUAACAAGGCAGCUGUACAAGGACUGGAGUCCCGCUUGAGUGGGCUGGAUGCAGCGUGCAGACCCCUUACUUGGCUGCGCUGAACGGAGCUCUGGCAUCCCUGAGGCCCCGCGCCUUGCGCUCUGUGGGGCUGGGCGGCCUCAUCGCCCCUCCUCUCCCCGGGGCCGGGCCGGGGCGGUACCUGACAGCGGGGCGGGCUCAGUGGCGGGGGCUCAGACGCCCGGCGGCGGGCGGCGGGACGCACGGGGCGGCCAGGGGCCGGGGAGGCACCGGCCAACGCCAUGGACCUGAUAUCGGCGCUAAGCCUGGGAGAGCUAGCGCUCAGCUUCUCGCGGGUGCCGCUCUUCCCAGUCUUCGACCUCAGCUACUUCAUCGUCUCCCUCAUUUACCUGAAGUAUGAGCCAGGAGCCGUGGAGCUGUCACGGCGCCACCCUGUGGCGUCCUGGCUGUGUGCCAUGUUGCACUGUUUCGGGAGUUACAUCCUGGCCGACCUGCUCCUCGGGGAGCCCAUCAUCGACUACUUCAGCAACAGCUCCAGCAUCCUGCUGGCCUCUGCGGUGUGGUACUUGAUUUUCUUCUGUCCCUUGGACCUCUUCUACAAAUGCGUCUGCUUCCUGCCUGUGAAACUCAUCUUUGUGGCUAUGAAGGAGGUGGUGAGGGUCCGAAAGAUUGCCGUGGGCAUCCAUCACGCACACCACCACUACCACCACGGAUGGUUCAUCAUGAUCGCCACCGGGUGGGUCAAAGGCUCUGGUGUCGCCCUCCUGUCCAACCUGGAGCAGCUGCUUCGAGGAGUCUGGAAGCCAGAGACCAAUGAAAUCCUGCACAUGUCCUUCCCCACCAAGGCCAGCCUGUACGGAGCCGUCCUGUUCACCCUGCAGCAGACCCGCUGGCUCCCCGUGUCCAAGGCCAGCCUCAUCUUCGUCUUCACCAUGUUCAUGGUGUCAUGUAAGGUGUUCCUGACGGCCACACACUCCCACAGUUCUCCAUUUGAUGUCCUGGAAGGCUACAUCUGCCCAGUGCUGUUUGGGGCAGCUUGGGGAGGUGACCAUCACCAUGACAACCAUGGAGCACCACAUGGCGGCGGCGGGCUGGGCACCCAGCACUCGGGCCUGCCUGCCAAGGCCAGGGAGGAGCUGAGCGAAGGCUCCAGGAAGAAGAAGACCAAGAAGGCAGAUUAGGGGUGGACCCAGGCAUCCACGGGAGAAGGGUAUGGACUCAGGGAACCUCAGAACUUAGGGGCAUCCAGGGCUCAGAGUUCCCCUCCACCAGCCUCAAUUUCCCUAUCUGCAGUUUGGAGUCAUCAACCACUCCCAGGGCUGAUGAGGGUGGAGGAGUUGGGUAGCAGUGAGAAGCCCUGCUUUCUGCCAGACCUCUCAUGACGUCACAGCCUUCAGGGUCACACAUCCUCACAGCACCCACAGCAGAAGCCCUGGCCAGUAGAUUCUUGGUUUUCUUUCUUUGUUCUUUCAAAUUAUAUCUUGUAACCAAAAGAAUUUAAAGCCACGUUGGAGACUCAGUUACCUGAGUUCCUCUGGAGAUCCAGGUGCUGGGGUUCCCAUGUCCUAUCCCUCCCAGGACUGCCCUAGAAUUUUGUGACUCCUUCUGGGCAUCUUGGGGUAAAUCGCCUCCUUCUCUGAACCUCUAGCUUCCUCUCAGUAGCGCGGAGACCCCGGGUCCUCCUGUGUACACAGGGUAGAUGAUGUCAGAAGUUUCCUAAGCAGCAUGCUGUGGCCAGGGAGCCUGCGUGAAGGGCGGUGGCAGGUGCUUUGUACCUCAGGCUGUUUGUGUUUGGGCCCAGAAGGUCUCACCAGUUACUCAGCUGAGCGGAUACAUCCAGGGCUGCUAGGAAGCAGAGCUUGAGUUUCCAGCAGCCCACAGGCAAAAGAAGUGUAGCCACCUGCACGCAGGGCAGAGUGUCCAAGAGUCAACCUCCUUGAGUGCUCACUGUUGGGCCCUGGACACAUCAGGGGUCCCUCAUGCCGGAUCAACAUUGUUCAUUCAGUCAUUCAACAAACAUAUGGUCCACACCUGAUCCGUGUACAGUGCUAUAAUGCUGGAGAGGAGCAGGCCUUGUACAGGGCGAGGGCUGUGGUAGCCAAAGUCACCAGAAGGUCUGGGAGGUGAGUGUGGGGCAAGGCUGGGCUCAGGCUUCUGUGAGUACCCAGUUUGCUGAGAAAGCACCUUCUCAAGGCAUUGCCCGGAGGUAGGGGUAGGGCCUGAAUCUGGAAGCUCCUGGGUUUCAUCCUCUCGGUGUCAAUCAAAGCUCAGUGUGAGUGAUAAGCCAAUAAAUGUGGUGCCAGUGAA
Molecule: messenger RNA, 2988 nt
Organism: Peromyscus californicus insignis
Lineage: Eukaryota; Metazoa; Chordata; Mammalia; Rodentia; Cricetidae
Gene: Tmem38a
Product: transmembrane protein 38A
Exons: 6
Coding region: 963-1862 (299 amino acids)
Biological process (GO): potassium ion transmembrane transport
Cellular component (GO): membrane
Molecular function (GO): identical protein binding; potassium channel activity
Source: RefSeq, a predicted model, not a curated record